This is a messenger RNA of Entrophospora sp. SA101, 2061 nucleotides long. Lineage: Eukaryota; Fungi; Glomeromycota; Glomeromycetes; Entrophosporales; Entrophosporaceae. The record is from the annotation of a GenBank genome assembly.
AUGUCAGAAGAAAACAAAUACGAUGAUGAAAAUUUAACGCAAAAAGCAUCAUCAUAUUUAUUGAAUGACAAUGAGGAGGGAGUGGGAGAGGGGGAUGAUGAAGGAAAAAAGGAUGAAUUAAGUAUGAUUAAUAUGGAAUAUUUUAAAGAAGAUUGGCAGUUGAGUCAAUUCUGGUAUAAUGAAGAAACAACAGACAAGAUAAUACAAGAGAUUAUAAAUAAUACAACAACAAAAAGCAGAAUAGCAUGUAUUAGUACACCAACUGUAUUUGUUAAAUUAAAAUCAAAAUAUUCAUCAUUGAAACAAGAAAUAUAUUUAUUUGAGUAUGAUAGAAGAUUUGAUAUUUAUGGAAAAUAUUUUAUUGAUUAUGAUUUUAAUUCACCAAUGAAAUUUCAAAAAUCUCAAGAAUUCAAAGAUUCGUUUGAUUUUAUAUUAGCCGAUCCACCAUUUUUAAAUGAAGAUUAUGGCUUUAAAUUAUUGAUUUGUACUGGUAACUAUUAUUAUGAAUUAUUUGUGAUGACAAAACUUGAUUUGGAUUCUUAUACUUUACUUGAAAGACUUGGUACUGGUUCCUUUGGAACAGUAUUUAAGGCCAUCCAUAAAGAAACCAAUGAAGUUGUUGCAAUAAAGAUAAUUGAUUUAGAAAGUUCAGAGGAUGAUAUAAGUGAAAUACAACAAGAAAUAGCAUUAUUGUCACAAUGUGGAUCGUGUUUAGAUUUGCUUAAACCAGGUCCAUUUGAAGAACAUCAAAUUGCUAUUGUAUUACGAGAACUUUUAUAUGGCUUGGAGUAUUUACAUAUCGAAGGAAAGAUUCACCGAGACAUUAAAGCUGCUAAUGUUUUAUUAUCAGCUGAAGGAAAAGUUAAACUAGCGGAUUUUGGUGUAGCUGCACAACUUUCUAACAAUAAAAGUAAAAGAAAUACUUUUGUUGGAACACCGUUUUGGAUGGCACCUGAAGUUAUUAGACAAGCAGGCUAUGAUCACAAACGUCCAACAGCAAAAGAAUUAUUAAGACACAAAUUUAUCAAAUCCGCCCGUAAUACAAUACAAUUACAAGAACUUAUUGAACGAAGCAUAAAGCGUGAUGGAACACAAAGAGUUUUAUCAAUGUUUGAAAAAACUUUAACAAUUAAAAAUGACAAGUCAUUAAUUGAGGGCUGUUGGGACUUUGAAACUGGCAGUAUCGUUACUAGUCUUGGUAUUGUCAAUAACGAUUUUUCUUUUCCGAUACCUCCAUCGCUACCACCACAACAAUCAUCUUCUUCGUCAGCAGCUGUGGCUGAUUCUAAUGCUGAUAAUUCAUCUAAUAUACCAAGAAACGUUGAACAACCGAUUGCAAAUAUUAACAUAAAUGAAAAUAAACAGGCAAAUUUGACAAUUUUAUCAAACAAAAGACACUCUAUAAUUGAAAAUAAAACCACGAAUAUUAUAAUCGAUUCUUUUGAUGAAAGCAUUAAGGGAAUUGACGCUUUAAAAUCAUCAUCAAAAAAUAAUCGAUUAAGCGUUGCAUCAUCAUCAGCAUCUACUUCGUCGCUCUCAAGAUAUUCAAGAAACAUCGAGGUUAAGGAACCAGUUACUGAGGAAGGAAUUGCCGGCAGAAAUUUAGUAAAAGAUAUCAUUCUUCCGGCUAUUGAAAAGAUUAAAAAUAAUGAAUUGAAAGCAACAGAAUUGGAAGCACUUAGCAUGUUUGAAAAAGGAAUUGAUGAAUUGGAUCAUUCAAGCCCUGAUUUAAUCAUAACAAUUUUAGUAGAAAUACUGAAACGACUAAAAAUGAAUGCUGAAAUUUGUGAAAAAUUAUCGGAUUUAGGUGUAAUAUCAGAAGCGUUUUUAAAAACUGCAGCAUCUUCACAAUCAUCAAAUAAAUCGGGUUCAUUAAGUGACGACGAUUCAAUAUCGAACUCUACUAUUAAACCAAAAAAACAAACGCUGCCAUUAUCAACUACACCGCCCUCUUCGUCUUCAUCGUCAAUAGAAGACGAAUCACCCAAAGCUCCGCCUAUCAUUGAAAUGAUAUAUGUUAGAUGGAUCGAACAAUUAAGAAUGAAAUGGCUUAUGGGUUGA